Drosophila willistoni is the source of this 694-nucleotide messenger RNA. RefSeq lists its product as uncharacterized. The transcript is spliced from 4 exons. The coding region runs from base 23 to 541 and encodes 172 amino acids. Lineage: Eukaryota; Metazoa; Arthropoda; Insecta; Diptera; Drosophilidae. The record is from RefSeq and is a predicted model, not a curated record.
GCUGUCAAAAUCUAUCCACUUGAUGUCACUUAAUGCCGCAUUGCCUCUGUUGCUGCUGCUGCUGCUGGGGGGAGGCGGUUUAACAAAUGCUCUCGAUUGCUACAUUUGCAGCUAUGUAGAGGGUCAGACCGAUAUGUCCUGUUUGAACAAUGUCAGUUCCCUGCCCGUUAUCAACUGCACCCAGAAAUAUUGCCUCACAGUGCGAGAAGAGUAUUUGAAAAAACCAUCACAAGUGAGGUCCUUUCUACGUGACUGCAAGGAGAAGCCUUUGCUGGUGAAUGGCAUCAGGACAGAUGACACGUGUCGAACCUAUCAUCGCUCAUGCCAGCAGAACCUCUGCAAUGGCCACAACGGACGAGUGAAUAACUCAACGACAGGAUCUGAUGGUGCUGGUUAUGGGGGCAAUCACAAUGGCAUUAUACCGGGCAAAAGUAAUGGCCACCAGCAUUGGCAACAUCAGGGUAUCGGAAGCAUCCAGUCUCUUCUUCUCCCACCUCUUAUAAUUUAUCUUUACUGCUGUAUAUCCUGCCAGUGCAAUUAGUGUAAGGGCAAGAGAGAAAAAAAGAAAAACAAAAAUGAAGAAAUAAACGCAAAAAUGUGCUUUUGACUGGCUUUUAAGCCUGAGGCCCCAGACCCAGACCCAGACCCAGCUGCUGGCUAAUUAGUCUGGCCAAAAUCAUAUUACAAACUUUGU